GCAAGAUCACGUGAUGGUUAAGAGAAAUAAACGAUACAUUGAAUUAGAUGUACCAUUUUACAUAACAAAGAGUGAAAAUCUAGAUAAGUUUUUAGAGAAAAUAAAUAACAAACCUCAGUCUUAUACCUUUUAUUUGGACGAUGUAGAGCAUUUUAAUGAAACAAUAAAUACUAUUGUGAAUUCGGUGAAUUUCAGAGAUGCCUUUUACGUGGUUUUUAUUUUUAAUGAAGAUCAGAUAAUGGGGGUACAGAUGAUUGCAGACAUAAUGUGGGAAUACAGAUUACUAAAGACUAAAAUCAUUGUUCUAAACUCAAACCAAGACAUUUUUAAAAUCUACAACAUCACUAUCAAUGAUUGUGGUUCAACAAGUAACGCCUCAUUGAUUUAUGAAUACUCACCUAAUCAAAAUUGCUCUGUAGACACUUUUUCUUCAAAAAUUAACAUUAAAGAAGUGUUCAAAAACUGUCCUUUACACAUAACUUGGUCUGCCUUGCCUCCAUUCGUUAAUUUACCAAAGGAUCCAAGAGGAGGACUCUUCCUGGACAUGUUAGAUCCAUUUGGCGCAAUCUCUGGACGUCUAGUAACUUACAGACCUUACAACCCAACAUAUCUGGAAGAAUUACGAUUUAUGUACUAUGGAUCAGUACAGGAAGACCUAGAAAAUGAAUAUGCUGAUAUAUUUGUGGGACCUACAGAUUUAGCACUCAUGGAACUAUUUGAUCUGUUGCCUAUAAUCACUUCUGAUAGCCUAGUAAUCAUUGUACCUACUCCAGUUGAUAAUUAUUGGGAUACUAUCAAGAAAUUAGCUGGGUUUGAUAGAGUGCUGCUGUAUUUUGGAGCCUUAGGUGCCAUGACCUUUACAUUUUACCUUUUGGUGAGAUCCAUAGAACCAGAAUUUGGAUCUUUUGCCCAGGUAGUGUUUAUGUUUUUGGGAACGUAUUUGAACGUGGAUAGUUUUGUGAAAUGGCCUAAAAAUAACUAUCUCAGAUGUUUUCUAGCAAUGUGUCUGUUAGGAACAAUAAUAAUAAUAGUAUACACUCAAGCCUGUGUUUUUGGUAUAUUAUUUGAGUCUGUAUAUGGAAAACCUAUCACGAACAUGGAAGACUACCUCAAAACCGAUAUUCCUUUAAAACUAAUAAACGGAACUGAUGCUUUAUUUCAAAGUUUUGGAUCAAAGGAAUACAAGGAGAUGUACAAUCGUCGUCAGCUGCUGAUCGAGUUUUCUAAUCUCGAAGAUGCAGCUGAUCAUGCUGUUGCACAAAGAAAUUUUGCCACCAUGACAGAUAUGGCUUACACAUUGACGAAACCGAACUUCAACAAAGCCUUCGGUCAUUUUGAGGUGUGGAAUAUGAGGCUGUGUUUUGCUGUCAAAAAAAAUCAGUAUUACUUCCAACAAUUUAAUGACUGGUUCUCAAUAAUCAUCGAAUCAGGAUAUUACGAGAAAUAUAAGAGGCUAUACCAGGCGAAAAGUGCAUGGAAGAAUAAUUUAGAACUGGAAAAACAAAACUUUGUUUUGUCUUUGCGAAAAUUCUUAGUAGCUUUUGUAUCUUUGAUGAUCGGAUUGUUUUUUUCGUCUGUUGUUUUUAUUGUCGAGUUGUUUAAUUAUAAAAUAUUUAACAAGUAUUGCAAAUCUAAGAAAUAAUUAUAUAUCUCUUAAUAAUAUAGUAUGAUCGAAAAAAAAACGGUGUUAAAGACGGCUGGGGACGAU
This is a messenger RNA of Sitophilus oryzae (rice weevil), 1708 nucleotides long. RefSeq lists its product as uncharacterized. NCBI's taxonomy places the organism in Eukaryota, Metazoa, Arthropoda, Insecta, Coleoptera, Curculionidae. The record is from RefSeq and is a predicted model, not a curated record. The transcript has 4 exons. Bases 14 to 1642 code for a protein of 542 amino acids.